AUGGGGUGUGGAGCUUCAAAAGUCGAUGAUUCGGCAUUGGUAAAAAAGUCAUUGGUAAAAAAGUGUAGAGAAAGAAAAAGACUGAUGAAGAAUGCAGUAGAUUAUCGUUACGAGUUAUCGAAAUCACAUGUAGCUUAUUUUCAUUCACUUAAAGAUAUGGGUCACACUCUUUCGAGAUUUGUGGAUGAGCAGCUUGAUAUACCACCUUCUUCAGCACCUGAUGAUGUAGUAGAAUCAAUGCCGCCAUCUGGCUCUAAUUCUAUAUUGAGUUUGGAUUUUCAUGGUCAUACUGGUAUACAUGAUGCUGCUGCUGCUGAUUAUCAUAAAAAAUUUGCCUCAGCUAAACAUACUGUCAUUCAACCGAAGGAAACAAGGGGAUCGGUUGGUGAUGCCGUACUUACAUCAAUUCCGCCAUAUACUAUUUUGAGUUCCGAUUUUACUGGUCAUGACAGUAAUGGUCAUGUUAUUAUACAUGAUGAUCAGUGUCCUCCUACUGCUGCUGCUUAUUAUCGGAACGAAUCUGCCCCGCCUACCGGUACUACUGUGAUUCAACCGAUGAAAACAAGGGGAUGGGUUGAGGAUGCAUAUGUUGAUGAGUCAAUUGGUACUUCCAGAAUGCGGGCGGAGGGGAUUCCUGAUGAGUUGGAAGAAGAACUAACAGAAAGCGAGUCUCAUACAUCAUCUUGUACAAACACUAGUACUUCUAGAAGAAAACCAACUCGGAAUAAGCAACAUAGCAUGGAUGUCGAAGGUAAAAAGGGGAAAAGUUUAGCUAUAGAUGAUGAGGGGUACUCGACAACAGAGAUUGAAGUAUCUGCUCAUGCGACUUCUCGGGAUCUUCAAGAGGUAUUCAAGGAAAUCAAGGAUGAAUUCGAGGCUGCUUUUAGUUACGGGGAACAGGUUGCCUUGAUGCUUGACGCCGGCAAGCUGCCUUACCAAUCAAAGUUUCAUGUUCUUAAGGGGAACUUAUCCAAGAUUCUCGGUCUGUUGGCGCCUUCCUCAACAACUUCAAGCUCGAGGUCUCGAGUUACAGAGCUAGCAGGAUCCUAUGAUGUGUAUGAUGUCCCAGACAAGAGCUCCCUUAACCUUUCUUCUACUUUGGAGAAGCUAUACAUGUGGGAGAAGAAGUUAUACAAGCAAGUAAAUGAUGCAGAGAGGUUAAGAGUGAUGUACCAGAGAAUGCUCAAGAGGUUGACUGAAUUGGAACCAUGUCGAGCAAAUUCUAGAAAAAUCCAUGCAGCACAGGCUUCUAUAGAAAGGUCGAGGCAUAAACUUGAUAUAUCUAUGAAACUUAUUGAUGCCAUAUCUAGCGAGAUACACCAAGUGAGGGACAUGGAACUGCAGCCACAAGUCAGUAAACUGAUCGACGGAAUGAUAGGAAUGUGGCAAUCAAUUGGGAAAGGUCAUCGAAAGCAGCUUGAAGCCAUCAAGGAGGGAAGAAGUCUUACUUUAAGGGCAAAUACCAGCAUGGAAAGAGAUUCAAGCUUGGGAACCACACUUGAGCUCGAAACAAGACUUCUAACUUGGGCCCAACAUUUUAAUAGCUGGAUGAAUGCUCAGAAAUCGUUUGUGGGUUCCUUAAACGGGUGGUUACUACAAUUUAAUAUUGAUCAUGAACCCGAAAUAAACACUGAUGGUGGUGAGGUUCCAUUUUCCCCGGGUCAGUCCGGUGCUCCUCCAAUUUUCAUCAUUUGCAACGAUUGGCGGCGGGAAAUCAAUGGUGUUUCACAAGAACAAGUCACCAUAGCGAUGAAUAAGUUCGCUCUGAAAUUAAGGCAAUUGCUAGAAACAGAAGAUGAAAUACAACGGCUUAGCAAGAACCAAGUGGAUCUAGAUCAUAAAAAAGCUAUGAAGAUAGUUGAGAAUGUUGGUGCAGGUACUUUAGAAGAUGGUGUAAUUCCUAUUUUCAAGGCACUAGAGAAUUUCAGCCGUGACGUUCUUAAAGCUCAUAAGCAUGUAAGACUACAAUAA
Erigeron canadensis is the source of this 1971-nucleotide messenger RNA. Its product is annotated as nitrate regulatory gene2 protein-like. Bases 1 to 1971 code for a protein of 656 amino acids. The record is from RefSeq and is a predicted model, not a curated record. The transcript is spliced from 4 exons. Lineage: Eukaryota; Viridiplantae; Streptophyta; Magnoliopsida; Asterales; Asteraceae.